Dictyostelium purpureum is the source of this 715-nucleotide messenger RNA. RefSeq lists its product as uncharacterized. Gene Ontology annotation, molecular function: calcium ion binding. The record is from RefSeq and is a predicted model, not a curated record. Bases 22 to 696 code for a protein of 224 amino acids. The transcript is spliced from 5 exons. NCBI's taxonomy places the organism in Eukaryota, Evosea, Eumycetozoa, Dictyosteliales, Dictyosteliaceae.
CACAAAUAUAUAAUAUAAAAUAUGGGUAAUAAACAAUCACAAACAAAACAACAAAAACAACCAAAGAAAUUUAAAAUUGAUAAUGACCAAAUUAAAAAGCUUCAAGAAUCUACCAAUUUUGACAAAGUAGAAGCCAAAAAAUUAUUUGAAGUUUUCUCAGAGCUUUCAAAUGGCGGUAAGGUUCCAUUAAACAGACAACAAUUCAAAGAUGGUUUAUCCAAAUUAGAACAAUGUGGUUUAAAGAAUCUCGAUAAUACACCUUUUGGUGAUAGAUUAUUUGACCUUUUAGAUACCAACAAAGAUGGUAGUGUAGAUUUACAAGAGUUUAUUAGUGGCUUAUCAAUUUUAUGUAAAGGUUCCGUUGAGGAAAAACUUGAAUUAUCAUUCAAGGCUUACGAUUUAGACGGAAAUGGUUAUAUUACAAAGAGUGAAUUAUCACAAAUGUUCCAACAAGCUUGGAUUUCAGGUUUCAAAGCACUUUCAUAUCAAACUAAUGAAGAAGUUAAUAAAGAUGAUUUAAAUAACUUCUCUGAAGAAAUGGCUCAAAUUUUUGCAGAUGGUGCUUUUUCAUCAUUAGAUGUCAAUGGUGAUGGUAAAUUAUCAUUCAAUGAAUUCAAGCAAUUUGCAAUGUCACAUCCAAAAAUUACAGCAACUCUUAAUGGUUCAAAGAAAGAUGUUCCAAUUACUUUUGAUUAAAAUAAUUUUUUAGAUUAAC